This is a messenger RNA of Anguilla anguilla (European eel), 928 nucleotides long. RefSeq lists its product as uncharacterized. The transcript is spliced from 2 exons. The record is from RefSeq and is a predicted model, not a curated record. NCBI's taxonomy places the organism in Eukaryota, Metazoa, Chordata, Actinopteri, Anguilliformes, Anguillidae. The coding region runs from base 102 to 767 and encodes 221 amino acids.
UGAAGUGAUCAGUUCACCAUCUGGCGGCCCAAAAGGGGAAAUGCAGACAAACCACAGAACCCUGACAUAAUAUUUCCAAUAAGGCAAAAGUGGCUAUUUGGAUGAAUAUAGCUCAAAAAAUGGCUGCUUCCAGCUCCUGUCCACCCAGAGAGUGGACAGUUGUCAGGAAAAAAUGGCAAGACUUCGCCAGUCUUGCCAAAUCUCGAGGGGCGGCAGUGCGGAGGGAGAUAGCAAAAACGGGUGCUGGACUGAGCGUAGUACCCAGCCUCACCCCUGACGAAGAAAAGGCCCUUUCAAUCAUUGGCCACACGGCCUCCCAAGGCAUCUCGGGGGGCAUUGAUGUCAGAUCUGGCAAGGGGACAUCCACCCUCCAGCCCUCUGGUGAGGGGACAUCCACCCCACCCCCCGAGCCCUCCUCGCCACCCCAAAGCUCGCAUGCCUCGUCGCCUUCUCGCUGUGGUUCUCCCCCCCGACAGAAGCCCGCACCAGAACACCUCAGAUGCGAGGUGGAAUGUCAAGGAAGAGAGUCGUGCGCUGCAGCUGCAGCGAAGACCUUCUCCGUUUGGAGAAGGAGAAGCUGGUGGUGCUGCGAGGGCAUCGAGGCGCAACUGGAGAUGUCCAACAGCCUCCAGCGGGAGAUGCUGGAAGUAAAAAAAGCAAAACUGGACCUCCUGCAGAGGCAGUAUGAUUUGGCAGAGGCACAGUUUCAUAGGCCCUCCAUAUCCGUGCCCAUCAUUCUGCCAUCUCAAAAUGAGACAAAUCCAUGACCACGUCCCCGUUGAUGAAGUUUUUUAUUUUAUUAUUUUAUAUAAGGAACGGUAUACUAUCUUUUUGUUUGCAUCUAUUUUGUUUCUUUGAUAAAACAUGCUCCUUUUUGGAAACCUUAACCUUUUGUUACAUUCUGCAAAUAAAGCACCUGUGUGUUCUA